Otolemur garnettii (small-eared galago) is the source of this 2385-nucleotide messenger RNA. It is a transcript of the gene TRIM67, whose product is annotated as tripartite motif containing 67. Gene Ontology annotation, molecular function: protein binding; zinc ion binding. NCBI's taxonomy places the organism in Eukaryota, Metazoa, Chordata, Mammalia, Primates, Galagidae. The record is from RefSeq and is a predicted model, not a curated record. The transcript is spliced from 11 exons. The coding region runs from base 31 to 2385 and encodes 784 amino acids.
CACCAGGAGCGCCUGGCAGCCGGCGCCGCGAUGGAGGAGGAGCUGAAGUGCCCCGUGUGUGGCUCGCUGUUUCGGGAGCCCAUCAUUCUGCCCUGUUCCCACAACGUCUGUCUGCCUUGCGCUCGCACCAUCGCAGUACAGACCCCUGACGGCGAGCAGCACCUGACCCAGCCGCUCCUGCUUUCCCGGGGCUCGGGGCUGCCAGCGGGCGCCGCCGCUGCUCCUCCGCAGGACCACGAGGCUGCGCCCGGACCCGCCAGCAGUGGCGCAGGCGGGAGCGCAGCUGGAGGCCUGGGUGGCGGCGCCGGAGGCUGCGGUGACCACGCGGACAAGCUGAGCUUGUACAGCGAGACAGACAGUGGCUAUGGGUCCUACACCCCAAGCCUCAAGUCACCCAAUGGGGUUCGCGUGCUGCCCAUGGUGCCCGCACCACCUGGCUCCUCGGCCGCCGCGGCCCGGGGUGCCGCAUGCUCCACGCUGUCCUCGUCUUCCUCGAGCUCUAUCACAUGCCCGCAGUGCCACCGCAGCGCCUCCCUGGACCACCGGGGCCUGCGCGGCUUCCAGCGAAAUCGGCUGCUGGAGGCCAUAGUGCAGCGAUACCAGCAGGGCCGCGGGGCAGCGGCGGGGGCGUCCGCAGCCCCGGCAGUGGCCAUCUGCCAGUUGUGCGACCGCACCCCUCCAGAGCCGGCAGCCACGCUGUGCGAGCAGUGCGACGUGCUCUACUGCGCUGCCUGUCAGCUCAAGUGCCAUCCAUCCAGGGGACCAUUCGCUAAACACCGCCUGGUGCAGCCGCCGCCGCUGCCGCCUGCGUCCGCCGAGGCAGCCUCGGUUCCCGCCGGCGUCGCCCAGGGCGCCCCCAGCGGAGGCGCCAGCUGCAAGAGCCCGGGAGGUGCCGGGGCAGGAGCCGCAGGGAGCAGCGCGGCCCGCAAGUUCCCCACGUGCCCGGAACACGAAAUGGAGAACUACAGCAUGUACUGCGUGAGCUGCCGAACCCCGGUGUGUUAUCUGUGCCUGGAAGAGGGCCGGCAUGGAAAGCACGAGGUGAAGCCGCUGGGGGCCAUGUGGAAACAGCACAAGGCACAGCUAUCUCAGGCCUUAAAUGGAGUUUCAGAUAAGGCAAAGGAAGCGAAGGAAUUUCUGGUCCAGCUCAAGAACAUACUGCAGCAGAUCCAGGAAAAUGGACUGGACUACGAAGCCUGCCUGGUCGCUCAGUGUGAUGCCCUGGUGGAUGCUUUAACCCGGCAGAAAGCCAAGCUGCUCACCAAGGUCACAAAGGAGAGGGAACAUAAACUGAAGAUGGUCUGGGACCAGAUCAACCACUGCACGCUGAAGCUGCGCCAGUCCACUGGGCUGAUGGAGUACUGCCUAGAGGUGAUCAAGGAGAACGACCCCGCUGGCUUCCUGCAGAUCUCAGAUGCUUUGAUCAAGCGUGUCCAGGUGUCCCAGGAACAGUGGGUCAAAGGCGCCCUGGAGCCAAAAGUGUCUGCAGAGUUUGACCUGACCUUGGACAGUGAGCCGCUGCUGCAGGCCAUCCACCAGCUGGACUUCCUCCAGAUGAAAUGUAGGGUGCCACCUGUGCCCCUGCUGCAGCUGGAGAAGUGCUGUACCCGCAAUAACAGUGUCACGCUGGCCUGGAGGAUGCCACCCUUCACCCACAGCCCCGUGGACGGCUAUAUCCUAGAGCUGGAUGAUGGCGCCGGGGGGCAGUUCCGGGAAGUGUAUGUGGGCAAGGAGACACUGUGCACCAUUGAUGGGCUCCACUUUAAUAGCACCUACAACGCCCGGGUCAAGGCUUUCAACUCCUCUGGUGUCGGGCCCUACAGUAAAACUGUCGUCCUGCAGACGUCCGAUGUGGCCUGGUUUACAUUUGACCCCAACUCUGGACACCGGGACAUCAUAUUAUCCAAUGACAACCAAACAGCCACCUGCAGCAGCUAUGAUGACCGGGUAGUGCUGGGCACGGCUGCGUUCUCCAAGGGUGUCCACUACUGGGAGCUGCAUGUAGACCGCUACGACAACCACCCAGAUCCCGCCUUUGGGGUGGCCAGGGCCAGUGUGGUCAAAGACAUGAUGCUGGGCAAGGACGACAAGGCCUGGGCCAUGUACGUGGACAACAACCGAAGCUGGUUCAUGCACUGCAACUCCCACACCAACAGGACAGAAGGAGGUGUGUGCAAGGGGGCCACGGUUGGUGUGCUGCUGGACCUGAACAAGCACACCCUGACCUUCUACAUCAAUGGGCAGCAGCAGGGCCCCACAGCCUUCAGCCACGUGGAUGGGGUCUUCAUGCCAGCCCUCAGCCUCAAUCGCAAUGUGCAGGUCACCCUGCACACAGGAUUGGAAGUGCCAACAAGCUUGGGGAGGCCGAAGCUCUCAGGCAACUAA